AUGAUCAAAGGAGAAUUUGCUUUGAAAGAAGAGCUCAGAGGAUUAGAGGAGAAGAUGUUCGAAAAAAUGGACGCUGAGCAUCAGGUAUUCUAUGGUAUUUGAUAUUUACGAUCGGUGGCUGCAUGCCAUCUCCUCUUAUUCAUUAAUUAAGCUGCAAAUUGUAACAUUUGCAGCUCAUUGAAUGGAGGAGAGAUUUCGGUUACUCCGAUAUUAUUCUAAAACAAAGCUUUAGUCUCUAAGGAAAUCUUUUGUUUUCUUUAUUCAAGAACUGUAUUCAAGGGGCUGUGAACGAUGAAAUUAAGUUGCGAUUACGAAGAUAUAUACCUUUUUACUAUCAACCGACAGUCUCACCUUUGCCUAUCCUCUUUGAAGACUUUCACCCCUUCCCCCUCAUUUUUGUGGAGUUUCUGCACUUUUGUUAUACAUGCAUUCAGAGUAAUUGUUGAAGGGGUUUUUGCUGACAUGGUGCUGAUUGUUUUCAUGAAAUCUACUUAUUAUGCGUCAGAAUUAUUAGGAAAAAUCUGAUUGGUUUAGAGCAUUCAAUCAAUAUACAAUGGCAUGUGAAGUUGACAUUAUUUAACAAUUAUUCCAUGAACCCUCAUUGGGUAUGAGGUGAUAGAUAGUUAACAAGGCCUAUAUAGAGCCCAGUUGGCUAUAAUCAUCUCAUAUCCAACAAGUGCAAGUGGAAUGAUUGUUUUACUAAAAAUGCCCAAAAAUAUAGAUAAAUCUUCACAACAUUAUUUUUUAAUGACAAAUAGAAUGCUACAAUAUACAAAAUCACUUUUGGUUUAACUUGUCUAAUGAAGGUGCACAGUAUAAUGGCUCAUAACCUAUGAUAGUUAAGCCAAUGAAAGCUCUUGAAUUGCAUUAUCCAAUGAUCCAGCUUUUAACAAAACCCAAUAUCUGCAGCAGAUAUUGCAUUUAUCAUGUAGAGUUUAAAGUCUGCAUGGUUUUCAAGUCCCUUGUCCAUGUAGUGUUCUCAAACUUUUGGAAACUCAGAGAAACCUUAAAUGGCUGAAUGUCAUGCAUAAUGAAACAAAUAUUGAGAUCUGUUUUGGCAUGAUAUCAUGACUUAUCAAACAACAAGUCUGUUUUACCUCAGACCUCAGUUUUGAUAAGUCAUGAUAUCAUGCCCAACCUCACUCAAUAAUAUUACUUAAUAUAAACUUGAGAAUAAAAUAUGAUAUUUAAUGAACUUAAAACCUAAUUAUAAAAUCAAGUUAUCUUUUGAUAGAGCUUAAAACAGUCAGGUGGAGGUAGCCUUUCUCUCGAAGCUUCACGUCACCGUCUCAUAGAGUAUGUGGAACUUUUAAAACAAGGUAAUGAAAAACACUACUGUAUAUGGUUUAAGCCUUAGAGUUACAGGUGAUCAUGUAAUUUGAUGUCUGUGUGUGAGUAGUCUGGAAAUGGACCAUUGUUGGUUGGAGUGAAUGAUGUUCUGAUCAUUCAUGAUCAGACUCAGGUGAGGAGUUGUUUGUCAGUUGAAUUAAAGUUUUGGUCGGCUUUGAAGUGAUGUUAUUGGCUUUAACAUUCAAGUAGUGUAAGUCAGCUGAGAUAAGUCAGUUUAUCUGAAUUCUUCUUAACUCAAUUUUACCAGCAAAUUUCUGGGAGAUUCAAAAGAUGUCAAAGCCCAGAAAUUACUACUUAAUAUCACCUUGCACAGGAAAAUCCUUAUUUUUGUUUACUUUCAACACACUAAACUAAAACUGGGAUCUUAAAACUAGUUUCAUCUAUGAGAACCUCCUCAGGUGAUACCAAAAAAUUGAAGUAGACCCAAGCAUGAAGAAUAUGUGUGCUGCUUGAAUAUUUAAGCCAAUAAUAUCAUAGCAAAACUAAUGAAUCGGUUUUCAGAGUUCUUGAUAACAAUUGAAUGACAUAUAACUCCUCACUUAACUAUAAUGAUGACAUCCACCAAGGUUCUUGUAACACCAGCCACCACUACUGACAAUAAUAGUCUGAUUAGGACUUAAAUCUUGUCCAAACAAGCAGAAUGCACAACCCAAAAGCUGAAGAAAUUUUCCGUAUAUGUGUUAACAUGUUCAAUGAUUAUGCAGCCUGAAUUGGAAAGAGUGCUUUAACCCUUAAACUCCCAAGAUCUCAUUGUUAAUUCUCCCCUCUAGCUGCUACGCAUUUCCUUGUAAGUUAGUUAUGAGAAUUUGGUGUCAAAUCAUGAAAACUUAUUCCUGAUAAGGUUGAGUAUUCUCAUUACCUGUUAAUCACUUCAGGGAGUCAGAGGGUCAAGAUGAGGCCUCAGCUAGAUUAUCACACUUGCUAUGGCUUGUAAGAGUUAAUGAUGGAAUAAUCAUAGUCUAAACUUUUUUGCUAUGUUUCAUUUUUUACCAGUGUUUUACUUUAUUUCAGCAACUUUUAUGAACCUUGACAUAAAGGAGUGGGUAAUUGAAAAUGACCUUCUUGUGAAUCGCUUAAAAGUGAGUAUUUCUUAUUGUGGUAUAUAUUAUCAUUUGACAAAAUUCGCUCAGCUCACUUUGCAGGGAGGUUCCAAUUUUGUAAAAAGUGCUAGAGAAUUGGUCUCUUGUGUAUGCAACUUGCAGGAAGGUUUGUAACACUAUGUAAUGGUUCAAACUUUGUUGGAUAAAAGCUGUGUUUAAUUAAACAUUUGAUUGGUCAGUGUUGCUUUUCAUCUCAUUGAAUCAAAAAGGAGGAUGGCAGUAAAGCAUCAGUUCAGAAUGUUCUGGAGAGUUUCACCUCUCUGUUGGAAAGAGUCCAAGGUGAGUAUUUUCCAACUAGUCUAUGUUUGUAUUAGCUAAGAUAUGAGAGGUUUAAAUUUAUCAAGAUCUGAUUUAUUACUGCAACAAAACAUCACUUUUUUUAUUCUGUUGAAAGGUAUUCCCAUUUCAUAAGAUUUCCCAAGUUAUUUCCCUAUUAUGAGCUUGAUGGGUUCAUUUUUCCAAUGGUAACACAGAUUUAUUCUUCAUCUGUUACUGAGUCCUGGAGGAUGCAAUGGUCAAAUGGUGAGGUGGACUCUGGAGCCAUAGUGUAGAUUCAAGCCCCAAUUCACCUGCCUUGUGUUGUGAAAGACAUUAUUUUGAAGUACUGAAAAUUUCAGUGUCUCUCCACCCAAGAAUGGAUUGCCCUAUUAUUGAGCCAUGCUGAACAUUUUGUGACUGAAUUUCCCCUUUUUGUAGUAAUUUGUACUACAACUGCGUUUAUUACUAAAAUCUGAAAGAUGUCAAUGGGCUAUGCAGCAAUUUCCUUCUUACUGUAAUCAAUCAUUCUCCAUUCCCCAUUCCCCAUUCCUUCAUACAGAAAAAAAGGGCAAACUAGUCCAAAUGCUGGCUGUUAAUCACAGACUUAUCCUACAACAAGUAAAACUAUUUUUACCUUUUUAUAGGCCUUCCACCCAAUACGGCAUUCAUUUGCUAUGAACAAGCAGUUGUGUAUAAUUUGUGCCACUUGCUGUUACAAGGCCAGAUGAAUGUGAGCAUUGGAGGUAUUCACAAAAGUGCUGCCAUACUCCACCAAAGCAUCUGUAGAGGUAUGUUCACAUACCAGAAUGUACAGUAUUUUGCAAACUCAAAAAUAUGUAUUUUGUUAUUCUACACCUGCAGAAUUAACACCUUGUGAGAUCAAUUGAAUUUCUGUCUCUUUUCAGGGGUUAAACAAGUUUGAAUUUUAUAUGCUUAUAACUUCAAAGCUAAUUUUUUUCUUGAUCCCAUCCUUCCUCCAUAAUCUCUUCCUUUACUUUUUGUUGCACCAACCAGAUUUGGUUCAUAUUUGUUUCUUCAACAUGUGCAGCACUUGCAGCAUUCAGAAUAGAACCUUGUCACCAAGGAGAAGAGGACUUAAGCAACAUACACCUUUUUGGUCCAGCAGACAUUGAGUGUACUAUAAACACACUUCUACCAGCAUUGUUUAAGGAAUUGAUCAACAGAUCUAUUGGGUGUGGCCCCUUUGUGCUGAGUUGCUGCCUUUUAGCAUUUCAGUGGCUAAUUGAUGAGAAAGGUGAGUAUUCUUUGAUAAUCAGUUGAUCCAUCUGUGCUUAGCUGUGCCUGUGUUAUCUGUUUGUUUGCCUCUUUAACUUUGAGACUCAGUCAGUCAGUGUCUCUAACUAUAUAUGUAUGUCUACCUGUAGGUCUUUCUGCCUGAUGGUUUGUUUGUCUGUCUGUCUGAAAACCUCUGCAACCAUAACUUAAAAAUUUUAUCAUUCGAUAUUUUUUUUUUUUUUUAAAUGAGAUUAGGAAAAUCAUUUUGAAAAUUUUAUGAUACACCAAACAAAUGCAGUGACAGUUUUAAGAGAAAGCUAAUGGGUAAAAGAAUUUCAAACUAGCAUGAAUCAUUUCUCUGUCAGUGAGGGAAAUUCAAGGCCUAUUUGAUACCUUUUUCCUUUAGUGAACCAGGCUGUAAAACUUCUUUACCUGAUGCAAAGUCAGUUGAAACUUGUGGAUUUAAACAUGAAUUUUACUGAUGAGGUUUGUAACAGCAUUCAAUUUGGCAAACAUUUUAUAAAAGCUCAUGUUGAUCACUUAGAUGUACUCUGUUAUGAACUUAAAUAAAUUAAUCAUCAUUUUAUGUUGUAUCUAAGGUAUCUGAGAUUCCUCCACAUUGUUUACAGAAUGAAAUGACCAAAAGUAAUAAUGCCUAUAACCUUUACUUAAUAUGCAGUGGAGAAUUAAAACUUCCUUUCUCCAUUUUCUGUCAAAAGGGGAACCAAAAUUUAUACAUAGGUACUGUUAAAGUAUAUAAGCAUGAAAGAGGCAAAAACAUUUUGCAGCAUUUUAAUAAAGUUACUAUAUAAAUAUUUUGUCUAACAAUUUUGAAUCAAAUCUUGUUUUGAAGCAUAUCUGGCCUAUCUAUGAAUUGAAGUUGCUAAGAAACUAAAGUUAUAAAAAUUGUUUUUAAGUUUACCACUUUUUUUCUGCACACUUGGGAUGACAACUUCACUAUUGCCUUUCCCUUGAACACCAUAAUCUCCUCUAAUGCCACCAAAUAAACUGAGAUGAUUUAAAUGUUACAGAAGAAAAAAUUGGGUAGAAUAGACACUGUCUAGUUCUUACUUAUUUUAAAUUUGUUAUCUGUUUGAUUGAUCAUUAGGUACCUGCUGAUCGGCUUCCUGUAUGCCUCUUCAGUUUAGAAUACAGCUCAUCAAUUUCUAAUAGUAUAAUCACUUCCUCCACCCUCUCAGCCAAAGACUUGACAGGCAAGAUAGCAUAUUCAGAUUCCUAUAGUUGUUAUUUUAGUUACUGUUUUGGCUAGUAAUAAUUAUAGUAAUAAUAAUGAUAAUUUAGGGCUUGUAUUGCACAAAUGAACAUGUGAGUAAGAGAUGCGUUACAUAAUAAUCCCAGUGGCCAUAAACGAAAACAUGUCAAAAGUUGAGGUAGUGCUUUCUGGUUGUAUUCCUCAACAGAUAUACAGAGUCUGCUGUCGGUGGUGACAAGUCUGUUGGCAUUUGCCCUCUUUUCAAAUAAGGAAUACGAAAAGGCACUGGAAAUACUGAGGGGCAAAGAAAAUACUCAUGAUGUUGGUUUUCAUGAUCUCUAUCUCAAAGGUUUGGAGUCUCGGUGUAUUAAUUUAAAGUCAAAAUGCAAUUAACUAAAAAAAAAAAAAAGAUGUGUAUUAGGCAGUUGAAAGACUCUUUUCCUUGUCUAUAACCGUCAUAUGAUUGGAGAGUACAGCACAGGGGCUUAAGUACUAGUGAUUUUGUUGUUAUGUACGAUUCCAGGACACAUUCUCUAUGAACAAAAUCAAGUGGACAGUGCACUGACAUGCUUUCAGGAGUGUUUAUCUAUCUCACAAGAACAGAACAGAGCUGCGACUUUGAAUAUGCUAGGGUGCUGCUGUGCAGUCAAGGUAGAUGUUUUAAGUAAAAGAUCGAAUUGACAUGAAAUAUGCGCUCUUUAGUCUGGUGGUUUAGGGGCUGGACUCCACAAGGAGUGCUCCCGGGGCCAAGGCCUGGUCAUGUCAUUCUUCGGAAAAACAAAUUCUCGAACUAACAUCAUUAGAAUCAUAUGGCAGACAGUCAGGAGAAUUAUACUAAUCAGAUAUUAGGAGUGAAAGAAUUAAAAUACCUCCAGAUUUUCAUGUGUCACCUUUGAGCUAAGAUGUGAGGGCGUCUAGCCAAUGUGAGAUUUUGAUUCCUCUUACCCUGAUGUUGUCGUUUAACAAUUCAUUGUUAUCUUUAUAUCUUUCAAAGGGUAAACAUCACACUGCGGUAGCGAAGUUCAAGGAUGCCCUGGAACAUGAUUUCCAGCAGCUAGAGGCUCUUUUUAACAUUUCUCUUCAAUAUCAAAAGAUGGACAAGUUUGAAGCGCAAAUAAAAGCUCUUGAACUUUUAAAAGAGGUAUGUUUAAAAUUUUAAAAAAAUUUUACUAUUUGUGUUUCCUUAUGCCAGAGCAGACAUAACUGCACUGGAGAGUGAAGUGUUAAAACAGCUAGCUUGCGAGCUGCCCUCGCUCUUAGCGCUGCAGGACGUGUGUUUCUCCGCCUUACGGAAAGAUCUGUGAAAAGCCGGGGAGAACUCGCUUUGCCGGAGAUCUGCAAACCUCUCGCCGCCUGGCUGGCUUUGCUUCUUAAGGCCUCAAACUUUUCGACGAAGAAAUGUUUGUUUAAAUAUAAAAUCUUAACGGUAGUAAAAUGACAUUUUCAACUCAGUCAAUGGAACCAAAUUAUAUCUCAGCAAAUCAGAUGCAAAACUAAAAAUAAUCGCGACUUGGUCACUGGCGUUUCCUUGUGCCUUAAGAAGUUUUCUUGUUUACACAUGGAGUUCUCAAUGGCCAGUGACAAAGUUAACCUUUGUUUUGAUUUGGUUUGGUUUUCGACACUUAAUUGAAAACUGCUCCAUCGUGGAAGGGAAAUUUAUAAGCGUAUUCUCUAUCUAUAUUUGUUUGUAUUUUUAGGUCAUCAAGGCUAGAGGGAGUGAGCCACAGACUUGCCAACACCUUGUAGUAAGUCCUCGAGAUCACAGUAGAGAACACAGUAAAGGUAACCUAGGUAAGGGCUUUAGUACUUUCACUCCAAACAUCUAAAUAUCUAUUCUUCUUACUGUCUUCUAUGAUUCAACUAACUAAGCCUACUACUCUUUGGUUCAUUAAAUACACAAUUCUUUUGAAAUUUUGUUCCUCUAGAUGUGGAAUUAUCCGUUCCUCCAAGAUUUUCCUUGGGCAGUUCGGAGUCAAGUGCUCGCAUGUCAAAAGAAUUGGUUACUUACAUACUAGCGAAAAGAUAUUCAGAAUUAGGAAGGUUUGAGGGAUUUUCUAAAUAAUCUGAUUUUCCAAGAAGUCUGAAAUUCAUUUUUCGUUUAUAGACGGCAUUUAUUGUCACAAUAUAUCAUUAUCGUUAUUAGAUAUAAUUUUCCGUAGCUGGACGUCAUUUAUCGUCACUAAAUAUUUUUACCUUCUCUACACGUUAUUUGCCUUCGCUUGACAUUAUUAAUGAUCAUUACAUGUUAUUUCCCGUCAGUAUACGUUGUUUAUCAUCGUUUGCGAUCCUGUACCGCCACUAGACAUUAUUAAUCGUCGGUACCUAUCAUUUUUCGUUUGUAGACAUCAUGUGCCGUCUCUAGACAUUAUUUACCCACACUACACGUUAUUUGCCUUCGCUAAACAUCAUUUACUGUUACUUCAUGUUAUCGAUCGCCGCUCAACGUCAUUUUCCGUCUUUACAUGUUACUUACCGUCGUUAGACGUCUUCACCUUUACUAGGAAUCAUUUAUCGACAGCACACAUUUUCUGUCACUUGACAUAAUUCACAGUCAUCAGACAACUUCUCGUCACUCGGCAAAAUUUACCUUUACCUCAAUCUGUCGGUUUUACUUGGUUAAUCAACACCAACGUACCCACAGUCCUCGUAUGAAAGCAACUUCCUCGUGCGUUUUUAUGGUCAACAGUAUCUAAAUACAUACAUAUCUUUUGCUAGGUUCGAGGAAGCAGCGACGAACUUUCUGGAGUUGCUGGUCAAUAUUGUAGAAGUGCGCACCUCCAACUUUGUAAGAAUGUCAUAAAUUUCUCGUUCUCACUGAUAUUUUUGUUUGAAAUGCGUCAGUUUUAAACCAGCUUAUUUAUUCCGUCACAUUUUCAGCCUCAAGCUCUUAAAAAUGGUAUAAUCUCGGUUCUCAUCUCCUUAUUUCGCAAAUGUUUCAGUGUUUUCAGAUUUAGGCAUGCCCAGUUCUAGUUAAAAAUACGAUCAACAAUCAUUGUAACACUUCUUCAUUCUUAGCGGCCGAACGUCCAAAAUCUCCCCAGUCCUACCGAGUUGUAUAAAAAAUGUGCAUUUGCGCUGUCUAAAGCUGGGAGACAUGAAGACGCGGUGACAAUUUGUGAUAAAGUUCUUACUUCUAUCGAGCUUGGAGAACCUACUGAAAAAGGUAUGUAAUUGGUGAAUUGGGCUUGUGAUAGGUUUUCUCUGCAAAAGAGGUUUACUGAGACAGACAAAUAUGACAAGUGUUACCUUUACAAUUUUCAUUUCCAACUGCACCCAUGUCAGUAUUUGGAGAUCUUUCGCCUACAUAAUUUCAUCUUCGUCACUGCACUUUGAAAAUAACGAACUGGUCUUCCGCCGACCAGUUGUGGCUAGAGAAAAUGUUUUGUUUAUUUGAAGUGACUCAUAUUUUCGAUUUAUGAUAGCUAGCAGCUUUAAGCCCGAACUGUGUGUACUUUGUAAAAACUUUCUUUGUCUACUCCCCUCUAAUUCCAGUGUCUGCUUCUAGGAGCUAUCAGAGGCACUGCCAGCCUGUACUCCACCCCAACCCCACCCCUGAAUGAAAGUUUGUCCGUCACAGGUUACUCCAGGAAUUGACUCUACUUUGUUUUUGCCUUCAAAGGUCACAACGAUGAAAUAAGAGUCAACGAUAAAGCUCCUAAGAAAAGGCUGCGAUCAGAUGACGGGGAAGAUUAUUUGAGCACCUUCAAUAGCGAAACGGUGUCUAACAACAUACAAAUGCUUAUGUUGAAAUCAGAGUCAUUGGUUCAUCUUCAAAAACCACUAGAGGCCUUGCAGUCUCUCAACAGGUAUUGUGAAUUCUUCUUUAAACGUAUGCGACGUAAUUAUAUUUCGUCUUGCUUCGAUGCAGCGUACUUGGAGAAAACAGUCAAGUUUUAGUGACCGUGAACUACAUUAAGUAGAAGAACUGAAGGGAGACAUCUACCGUGAGUGAAAGUGAUCUUCGCAGUAAUGUGCACUACUUGGGCAGUAGUGAAAGUAAGGCCUGAAAAAAAUUCAGGCCCGUACGGGAUUUGAACCCAUGACCUCUGCGAUACCGGUGCAGCGCUCUACCAACUGAGCUAACAAGCCAACUGAGAGCUGGUCAUUAUGUUGGUUCCAAAUAAACCCGUGAAGUGAUGAAUAAACAGUUAAGAAUAUAUGAAAGUCACUAUUUUCACUACUGCCCAAGUAGUGCACAUUAUUACGAGGAUCACUUUCACUCACGUCUUUAUCCGUAGUUCAAAUAAACGACUUUCAUAUAUUCUUAACUGUUGAGACAUCUACCGUUAAAUCGUUGUCUAGGCCUCCAGGCCCAUUCUUUAGGCACUCUCAAAACCACAUACGGUAUGACAGAUUAUCAUGAUGAUGCGCCGAAGAACGUCAUGAACCAAUUAGAAGAACCUUUGGUAACAAGUGUUGGAUGUUUGCGAAUAGUUUCUGAUGUUAUUAAUUGCUGAUAAAACAAAAAUUAUCCUGACGGGUUAGACAGGGUCCACAAGCAUUUUAUUCUUAGGAGCAAUCACAGAACUCUGCCAUAGAAAGAAAAGCUUCUCAUCUAACUUGUGCAAUACACUUGCCAAAAUCAUCUUAGGGUACUGGUCGCACUGGAAGAUGUCCAGUUAGUAAAAAAUCAAGAAAGAAUCCAAGGCCACAGGGAUAAUGAUGGACAACAGAGGAAAAGGAGAAAGCUCGACUGCGGUAAGUUGAUAAGACUUGCUGCAAAAAUACGGGACGCGGUAAGUGCCAACUGAACUGAAGUCGUUCAUGUAUCUCACGUUUGACGUGCAGUUGAGUGUGAAGUAAUCUAAGAACCUCUGUUGGUCGACAGAGUGAUAGUUGUUGAGUCUGUUGAAUGUAUAUGAUCCUACUUAAGUUUUCAGCGAAACCUUUUCUGUUAAGCCUUUGAAUUUUUUUUCUUUUAUCUCUUAAAAGGAGACGAUGUUUCGUGUGAGGAGCAAAGCGAAACUGACAACUCAAGAAGGCCUGCUAGAGUAAAGGUGAGUAUACAAUAUUUGUUUAGCAAGGUGAGUCAAACUUUAUUCGUAGAAGGUAACUAUUUGGCGUCAUUUAGGUUAACAUUGACUUUGCCUCCCUGGACAACUACAAACGGCAAAAUAAUGGUUUGUUAAAGGUGCCUUUCAGAAAUUCGAAUACACAAUAGCACAGGCCUGCAUGCUUGACACGCGCAUGAAAAACUCGCGGAAAGCAAAGUUAAUUAGAAUGUUUGAGUUCGCUUAUUGCCCGCCUAUUCUAGUUUUUUCUCGUUACUUUUGAUUGCUUUUGUUUGCAUCAUUUCUCAUAAAAUAUAUUGUACGAAUCUGUCGUGGUAAUAUGCCAGAUCAUGAAAGAAUUUAAAUGUUUGUGUCAGAUAUGUAGUGCCACUAUUUGGAACGUGCGAUCGACCUACUGCCUGCCUGCCUGUCUUUAUGUUACUGUGUGUGUUUUCUUUCCUUUCAGGUCCAAGCGUACAAUCAGAAGGCUUCUAUUCUAGAUGAACUGGGUCAGACCCAUGAUGCCUUGCAUCAGUUGCAUCUCAGUUUGGAGUGUUUAGCAGGUAUUUUGUAUAACCAGCAUCAGGUGUGACGUUAAGUGUUUACUUUUGGCCUUUGCUCGAACGGUAAUGAGAAUAUGUGGGUGGCCCAUCAACACUCUUUGGUAAACAUAGGCAUUGAUGGAGUGAAUAAUAAUGGCUUCACAAAUGGCGUCAGCUCUGAUCAGAGUCUCACGAGCACCGUACUUCCCCAUAUUGAACCGCUAUAAACGUUCAGUACUUUAAAAGAAAAGUUAAGUGCAUAUUGCAGAGCUGGAGAGGGAAAGUCUGCUAUACUGAUGAGGCCUGGUAAAGCUAAAACGGUUCUCCGUGGCUGUUAAAAUCAUGAUUGAUUUUGAUUUUGAUUUCGUUCUUGGGCUAGAGACGGCCCUGAGUCUCGAACAUGAACGCCUCAUUGCGUGUUUUGUGGUUGCAGCUAACCAACCCCAAUAAGAGCGCUAUUCGAUUGAGUGUCGGCAUGGAACAGAGAGCAUAGUAACUUCCUUUCCUUUGAAAGGAAAGGAAAAUUUGAACGUAGACUAAAUACGUUUAAACGGCCGCGGGAAAUUGCAAGAAACAAGGUCGCGACUUUUCCUUAUUAGUCACAGAGCGCAGUAAAGGAAAAGCAAUACAAUCACGGAUUUCUUUCAAAACUCAAUUGAAAAAUGCUCUAACUUUCCCACACUACAACUUUCCUUAUUCUUUCAAUUCGUUAGAACAUCCUGAGACAGUUUAUAAGCAUACGCGGUUGCUCCUGAAGCUUGGUUCAAACAAAGAAGCAGCACACAACUGGCUUCAAUUCCGAGGUGUCCUUCUUCACUCGCACAAAGGGGACCUGGAUUCCCUUUGGAAAGUACUCCGGUAAGCUUUUCGCUCCUGAAUCCUUUGAUUAUUUUAUCCAGCAAGGGUACGAAAUUGAAGAGUGAGUCCGUUGCGUAGUGUACUGAUUGUUUAAGAGGAAGAGAUGGGACAGAGGUUUUUCCUUUAAACGAAUUGUCGAUAAUACUGGUUUUCAUGUGUUGGGCAAAUCAUAGACGAUCGAGGAUUUCACUGGUUCACGACCGUCUCAGAUUUGUCCGACAAAUGAAAACUCCGAAACCGUAGAGAUCCCCGAUUGUCUGGGAUGGUCGGCGACAAAUCGGGAACGUUACUAUUUUCCCGACGCGUCCCAGAUUUCUGUGAUGAUCGGCGAUCACUUCAAACUUCAAUUUUUGCCGUUGGGGACGUUUUAGCUCGCAACCAGUCCUCUAGUUGCCUAGCUCUAGUACCCCCGUGUGACAAAUAAAAUUUAAUAUCCAAAGAAUCUUGGACAAACAUCUGACCAUCUCUUGAAAUAUCAGCAAAAUCUGGGUCGGUCGAGAAACAGUGAUAAAUGAAUAACAAAAAAUUUUUUGUUUUUCAACAGUUCAUCAACAACAAAGUUUCUGGAAAGUGACGUCAGCAACGAGCAAGUCCGAGAACUAGACGAGUUGAUCUUGAAUUGGUUGAGCGAGAAUAAAGAGCAAAAUGUCUUUUAUCCACAUGCCAAGGUUUAAAACUCUAUUCGAGCGAAUGUUUUCAUAGAUUUAAGAAACGUUCAGUUACGUCGUCAACAAAUAUGCCAUCUUCUAGCGUUGAAGAUUAUACCAAAUUUGAUGGAUUGCUGUCAGGGCUACAGUGCAUUUUGAACCAAAGAUAAAGUUUAAGCCCGUUCUACAAGUCCUUCUGUAGGAUUUGCACGUCUCAGUGGUUCAUAAAGAAUGAGAGACAGUGUUUCCGUUUACCACGAAGAGUAGUUAUGCUGUUGAGUGUUUGUUAUCGUUUCUGUUGUGAUAACUCAAAUUAUUUUAUUAGUACAAAGGCGAUACAAGACCCAAUAAAAAUCAUAACUUCAAACUUGUGUUCUGCCGAGGGUUUUAACAAUCAUGAUAUAAGAAACAUUAUCAAAGUCUUUCUUUGUAUAGGAAUUUUGAUUACUUGGCAAAUUUUACGUAUCAUAAACAGCCCAAUCAGAAUUCAUGAAAGAUCGCCUCUUUCUCGGAAUCCUAAAUUCCGAGAAUGUGAUUGAGUUUCCUAGAAACGUGAGUAACGCAGGAGCCCGUUACUUUGGUAAUGGGCUCCUGACUGACGUCAAUGUUUAAUAUACCUCGAUAACCAAUCAGCUUGCAGAUUAAUCGCUUCACAGUAAGGUCAUUCUGUCAUGUAACUUGUUUUCCGCUCUAGAGUGAAAACUUUCUCAGAAAUCUGUCGUCUGUUUCGCGUAGUUAGUAGUUAACAUUUGGUUUGGUUGAAAGUCAACAACUAAAGGAAUUAGGCAGGCUGCCGCAUUAAGCUCUAAUUUCGUCACUGCAAGGUUUACGAUAUUAGCAGGUUGAACGUUCAUGGCUAGUUUCAACUUCAGCUCGAGAGAUGAUCAUUAUCAUCAACUAAGCGCACAAAUUCAGCAAAAGUUUCAGGAUAAUCGUCAAACGAGUGAAGUAUUUGAUCGGAAGAAUCGAUGGAGAAAGGAAAUUGAAGACUUAGUGAAGACGCUUUACCCGUCGUGUCGACUCGUUCUUUCCGGCUCGUCCACAAACGGGUUUGGCAGCAUUCAUAGUGAUAUCGACCUGGUUUUGUGCUUUGAAGGGGCAGCAGUGACUGGACCUUCCAUGUUGAGGAGAAUAGAGUCGCUUUUUGCGAGUAACCGUCGUCGUUUUCAAACAGAGGUAGUACCACACCUUAUGUGAGUUGCAUAAUUUUUAUAAAUAAUACGAGCAAUGAGGAAAAUAUCCGCUCGUAUAAUGCUUAAAACCAUGAGGUAAGGGACUUGUUAUUCCCCUGCCAUUUCAUUUUAUAAUAUUUUGACUUCCAGUUUUUUUUAAAUACAUACGGUCUAAUCUUGUGCACUGUAUGGAUCACAUAACGCGUGUGCGAAAGACGAAGGCAACACAAACGAAACCAUUAAGAGUUCUUGAUGACUUAUAAAAGAAACUGUUGCCCCUAAUAGCUCCAUGCACAAAAUUUCGAGCCUAAAACACGGAAACAAAUAAAAGAUUGAAUCGUUUAGCCGGGGGCCAUUUUGUUACUCCGCUUUCAGUCCGCAUUUUUGCCCCGUGCCAUCGCAUAUUUUGCGGGUUCUAUGGUCCUUAUUUGGUGAAAUGGUGUAACUGUCGAAGAGUAUGUAAUAGUAUUUGAGCACAGCUUGAAUGUCCGCGACUACGACAAUCAGAUUCCUACGUAAGAUAUGCAUGACAAACUAGUAUGUCGUGUCUUUUCCCGCGUUUUGAAACACUUUAGAUUAUGAUUUAAUUUUUUGUUUGUGGGUUUCCUCUAUAAAGCAUCAAAAAUGACUCGGGGGGGAGAUCAAAGAAAAAAACUGGUUCUUCUCUUUCGUCAUAUUGAUCAGAAUUUUUAAUUCGAAGCUUCCUCAAAGUGUCUUUCACUUCGAUUUCUACCGAUCCCGAGGUUAGAUUGUGCUUUAACCUUCAACCUAAUUGGCAUACGCAAGAGAAUAUCAAAAGUUGAAGUUCUCUCGGCAAACGCUGUAAUUUUUAUUAAAGCCAAUUUCAAGAUGGUGUCAGCGCCGAGUGAGAGAUAUUUUUGAUUGAAAAAAAAAAACUAGACAAGUAAACAUUUGAUAUGCAGCAGUAAAUUUUUUUAAAGUCAACUUUGAAUUUUGAACAAUCCCCAGGUGAUUCCAAACGCACGAGUUCCUAUCAUCAAGCUCAAAGAUAGGGAGAAAUCAUUUGAAACUGAUAUCAGUGUGGAAAAUUGGACCAGCGUGAGAAACGCCUUCGUUCUAAAAUGUUACUCCGAGUGUGACACAAGGGUGAGACCGCUGGUUAUGGUCAUCAAACUGUGGGCUCAACGGGCAGGAAUCACCGAUGCAAGACUCAAAAGACUUGCAGGUACGAAAUCUGCCGAUUGUUAAAAAAGUGGCGGAUUUGAGGUUGAAUAAAGGGGGUUAAUUUCUAGAGAAAAUUUAGUGCUGCGUGGGGGGGAUCUGUCAAGACAAUUUGGUGUCAUCAACCGAGUUGACAUUAUAAACUGGCCACCGUAAAGAGUUUCUUUUGCUAACGCUUGCAACGUCAGCUAUUAAACUCUUAACGGUGGUCAAUUUACAUUAUCAACGCAGUUGAUAAAACCACAUGAUCUGAUGAAAGGUUGACUAGUUUGACUCGUUUACAAGCUCAAUAAUACAAAUAAAAAAAAAGUCCCUUCAUUUUAGUUUAGUUAUAUGUAGCUUUUCACAUAUCACGAUGCGAGUAACAUAUGACUGACUCUUACAAGACAGGCAGACAUGUAAAGCUUGUAACUUAGACCAAAACGCGUAAGAGAGAGAAAAAUGAAAAUUUACAGAAACUAAACAGGAAAAAAGUAUAAACUGGUCUACCUCUGAGCUGCUAGGAUCUCCUUUAAUAUGUCGAUUCUUCUUAAUAUUUAGGUUUCGCCGUGGUUCUUUUGGUAAUCCAUUAUCUUCAAGCAGGAUGCUCCCCUGCUGUUGUGCCUGCCUUGCAACAAAUGUUCCCUGCGGUCUUCCAAGCUUCUAACAGUGUGAUCAUCGACAAGCUUACCUCAGAUAUUCCUGCUGAAAUUCAAGCCUUCAGUUCCGAUAACAAGCAGAGUCUUGGCGAGCUUCUGGUUGGCUUCUUCCAGUACUUCUCCACCUUUAACUGGAGUAGAACCAUGUCGAUUCGUUCUGGAAAUACCCGACCGACUUCGACGUACGACAAGAUAUGGCGGGGACCUUACAUUCGCCUGGAAGAUCCCUCUGAUGGGGGUAACGUCACCAGAUCCGUGUAUGAUUCCUACGAGUUCUCACGCAUAAAGAGUGCGUUCAGUAGCGCUCUCUCGAAGUUGAGAAGCAAUCCGUCUUUGGAAGAAAUCUUGUAG
Molecule: messenger RNA, 15538 nt
Organism: Pocillopora meandrina
Lineage: Eukaryota; Metazoa; Cnidaria; Anthozoa; Scleractinia; Pocilloporidae
Source: the annotation of a GenBank genome assembly